Sclerotinia borealis F-4128 is the source of this 1344-nucleotide messenger RNA. NCBI's taxonomy places the organism in Eukaryota, Fungi, Ascomycota, Leotiomycetes, Helotiales, Sclerotiniaceae. The record is from the annotation of a GenBank genome assembly.
AUGGCCGUGUCCGUGAAGGAACAAGCUCAUUACUCCCCUCCGUGGGCUGGUGUAAGUAUCAUAGGCAUAGCUGGAAGUUCUGGGUCAGGGAAAUCUACUUUAUCUCAUGCGGUCAUUUCUCAGAUGAACUUACCAUGGGUUUGCAUUCUCAGCAUGGAUUCGUUUUACAAGUCUUUAGACGCAGAAGGAUCACGAAAAGCAUUUAUGAAUGAAUAUGACUUUGAUUCCCCGGAUGCAAUAGAUUUCGAUCGACUUGUCGAAAUAUUGAGAGACCUAAAGGCGGGCAAGAGAGCUGAAAUUCCUAUCUAUUCAUUCGCAAAGCACGCCCGGGAGAAGGAGACCACGUCAAUAUAUUCCCCACAUGUACUCAUAUUGGAGGGUAUCUUUGCGUUAUACGAUCCUCGAGUCCUUGACCUGUUAGAUAUGAAGAUUUUUUGUCAAGCAGAUGGAGAUACUUGUUUAUCCCGGAGAAUUCUCAGAGAUGUCGCAGAACGAGGUAGAGAUAUUGAAGGCGUUAUCAAGCAAUGGUUUGGUUUCGUGAAACCAAACUUUCAACGAUACGUGGAGCCUCAAGCAGAAAUCUCCGAUAUUAUUGUGCCAAGAGGUGUAGAAAAUCGAGUUGCCAUUAACAUGGUCGUACAAUACAUCCAGCGUACAUUGAAAGAAAAAUCAAUAGCACACAUUAUGGCCUUGAAGAAACUGGGCUUGGGUGCUGAAGAUGAACCUCUAUCUAAAUCGGUUCUUCUUAUGGAACAAACACCACAAUUCAAAGGGAUGAACACCAUCAUUCAAGAUGUAGGAACUCCGACGGAAGAAUUCGUCUUCUAUUUUGACCGGAUUGCUACUUUACUCGUCGAACACGCCAUGAACAAUAUAUUCUUUACAGAGAAGACUGUUGAGACUCCAAUCGGUAACAUGUACCAAGGUUUGGUAGCUACUGGCGAGGUGAGUGCUGUUGUAGUCCUUCGUGCGGGAGGAGCUCUCGAAACUGGCUUGAAGCGAGUCAUCCCGGACUGCAAAACUGGACGAUUGUUAAUUCAAUCGAAUAUCCGAACUGGUGAACCAGAAUUACAUUUUUUGAAAUUGCCAGAUAACAUCAACAAGCACGAUAGUGUUCUGUUACUUGAUCCACAAUUGUCGAGUGGAGGGUCCGCACUCAUGUCAGUUCAGAUUCUUGUAGAUCAUGGAGUACCACAAGGGAAGAUUGUAUUCGUGACUUACACUGCAGGGAAAAUGGGAUUAAACCGACUUACGAAAGUUUUCCCCGAGGUUAAGAUCGUGGUAUGCACAAUCAUUCAGGACUAUGAGGAAAGGUGGAUCGAGAAGAAGUAUUAUGGGUGUUAA